Messenger RNA from Pestalotiopsis fici W106-1, 909 nucleotides. RefSeq lists its product as uncharacterized. The transcript has a single exon. The coding region runs from base 1 to 909 and encodes 302 amino acids. NCBI's taxonomy places the organism in Eukaryota, Fungi, Ascomycota, Sordariomycetes, Amphisphaeriales, Sporocadaceae. The record is from RefSeq and is a predicted model, not a curated record.
AUGCGCUCCUCCACCGACGACGUCACGAUUAUUCCAAAGCCUCGAGAAGACUGGAAGCCAGUCCAACGUCGUCAAGCCAGUCGAUAUCCAGAAGGGGUCUAUGAACAAGACAGGUAUCUUGUCCACAAAAACGAUUUCGUGACACAAUCCCAAGGGACCGAUCGCCAAUCCAGCACGACGCAUCCUAAACACGAACAGUCAAGAUUCAAGGCGGUCAGGAGAGCAUCAUCCAAUAGUGAAGUGCUGCAAGAUGCUCAUAGCGGUGUGUAUAAGCACUUUCUACGCCCACCGCACCGUCCAAGUACCAGCGACAGUCCUGCAUCAGCACUGCUGAGACCUCGAAGCAAACUUUCCGGUGAACAUCCGGAGAUUCGGACCACAGGAACCACGCCGACUUCUGCGCGACAGGGCUCCUCGGCGAUACAUGAUAUCACUCCUAUAGAAUCUCAUUUUCCUCAUCGACCCCAAACACCAAAAGCUGGGUUCCUUGGCCAUUGGCUUGGAAUGCUAAGCAACAAAGCACCACCAAGUCGAGCAGUAACUCCCAGUGAGGAUCUCGAAGAAGUGACUCUGAUUAUACCCACUGAAGAAGUUAUCGCUGCGCGUCGACAGUGUCCCAGCAAUGUUACGACCGCCUCGAGAGGGUCAAAGAGAAGCCACCAGACAGAGCAUACCUUUUCCUCUGAUCAUCCCAUCUCGUUUGAGGGAGAUCCUCAUCGACCAGUGCUAGGGCAAAGAGGAAGUUGGUUUACUUCGAGGCGAAAGUCAUCGCCUUCAUUGGGCAAGAGCCAAAAGAAAACAUUGACUCCGGCCAAGAACGAUUCGAUCAUGUCGAGGCGGACUUCUCGCGAAAAGACCGCGAAGGGCAAGAGUUCAGAUAUUAGUCAAGCUGGCAGCGGAGGGCCCUAA